Messenger RNA from Aspergillus uvarum CBS 121591, 2493 nucleotides. RefSeq names its product putative AAA family ATPase GCN20. The record is from RefSeq and is a predicted model, not a curated record. The transcript has 8 exons. Bases 1 to 2277 code for a protein of 758 amino acids. Lineage: Eukaryota; Fungi; Ascomycota; Eurotiomycetes; Eurotiales; Aspergillaceae. Gene Ontology annotation, molecular function: ATP hydrolysis activity; ATP binding.
AUGGAGGCUGAAAUACAGGCACAAAUUCCCGGUAUCGACCAUGUGAUCUCCGAAUAUUCCGUGGCAAGUAUCCUGGAUCAGAUUGGCUAUCUUGCUCAUGCUUCUAAAGCCUACGUUGAAGAUGCCAAUGAACCGUCGCCGCUGUCCGAAGCUGCCGAUAUGGUCACGGCGCUUCUGAUUUCUGCCUCGGGAGACUUCUCCCCUGAGAACGAAACGGCCAUUAGGAAUCUCGUGGAAAAGUUCAUCGCUUCUCUUAGCGCGUCUGAUGGAGUGAACGCAGAGCGCAGACAGAUGCCUUUCACUGCUAAAAAGCUUGAUCAGGCGAUCAAUGUCGGCUCUCAGAAAAACAUCUCCUCAACUUUGGGUCUUGCGGGAGGCAACGUUGAUCUAGAGUCUGCGAAUGCCAGGAAAGUGGAGUCUCGUGUUGACCGCAAGAAGUUAGAGAAGGCAGAACGAAAAAUUCGUGCUAAGCAGGAAAAGAAGCAGAUGAAGACGGUGCAAUACGAAUCUUCCCGUCUUCUGAAUCAGCCUGAUAGCACCAUGUCCUACGAGGAAUUCUUCAUGGCUGUCAAUCCUCUUCAACUGGGCUCUGACUCUCAAUCAAAGAGUAAGGACAUCAAGAUUGACAGUAUCGACAUCUCUGUUGGCGGGCACCGUAUCUUGACCGACGCUUCAUUGGCUUUGGCUUAUGGCCGACGCUAUGGUCUCGUGGGUCAGAACGGUAUCGGAAAGAGUACUCUUCUGCGCGCGUUGAGUCGGCGUGAAGUGGCAAUCCCUAGCCAUAUCUCGAUUCUCCAUGUUGAACAAGAAAUUACGGGUGAUGAUACACCUGCUCUUCAAGCAGUUUUGGAUGCCGAUGUCUGGCGCAAGCGUCUAUUGGCCGACCUGGAGAAAAUCACUAAACAGCUCGCCGACAUCGAAGCAGAGAGAUCGUCGAUGGCGGACACUUCUAAGGAUGCUGCUAGACUUGACCACGAAAGGGAAGGUUUGGAUAUUACCUUGAAUGAUAUUCACGCAAAGCUUGCAGAAAUGGAAUCGGACAAGGCCGAGUCUCGCGCGGCUAGUAUCCUGGCCGGCCUUGGCUUUUCACCUGAGAGGCAGCAGUUUGCGACGAAAACAUUCUCGGGUGGUUGGCGGAUGAGAUUAGCCUUGGCUCGGGCACUUUUCUGCGAGCCUGAUCUGCUUUUGCUGGACGAGCCGUCCAACAUGUUGGAUGUGCCUUCGAUUACCUUCUUGUCCAACUAUCUACAGACCUAUCCUAGCACCAUCCUUGUGGUUUCUCACGAUCGUGCCUUCUUGAACGAAGUAGCCACGGAUAUCAUGCAUCAACAUUCUGAAAGACUCGACUACUACAAGGGGGCCAACUUUGAUUCUUUCUAUGCGACCAAGGAAGAGCGGAAGAAAAAUGCCAAGCGUGAAUAUGAGAAACAGAUGGCCGAACGCGCACAUCUGCAAGCAUUCAUCGAUAAGUUCCGGUACAACGCCGCCAAGUCGUCUGAGGCGCAAUCUAGGAUCAAGAAACUGGAAAGAAUGCCAAUCUUGGAAGCUCCAGAAAGUGAUUAUGUCGUUCACUUUAAGUUUCCCGACGUCGAGAAGCUUUCCCCUCCUAUUGUACAGAUGACGGAUGUGUCAUUUGGCUAUUUGAAAGACAAGCCGCUUCUUAAAAACAUUGACCUCGACGUGCAGCUUGAUUCACGUAUUGGCAUCGUUGGACCUAACGGUGCGGGUAAAACAACUGUGCUCAAGCUGUUAACAGCCCAACUUCAGCCGACGUCUGGUUUUAUAUCGCAACAUGCCAGGCUGCGCAUCGGAUAUUUCGCACAGCAUCAUGUGGAUGCCUUGGAUUUGACGACUAGUGCCGUGAGCUUCAUGGCAAAGACAUACCCAGGAAAGACAGACGAGGAAUACCGGCGACACCUCGGAGCUUUCGGUAUCACUGGAAUGACUGGUCUCCAACGCAUGGAGCUCUUGUCUGGAGGUCAAAAGUCUCGUGUCGCUUUCGCCUGCCUGUCUUUGACUAACCCGCACAUUCUGGUUCUGGACGAACCUUCUAAUCACCUGGAUAUCGAAGGUAUGGAUGCGCUGUCCGAGGCUCUGCAAAACUUUGAGGGUGGUGUAGUGAUGGUAUCUCAUGAUGUGACGAUGCUGCAAAAUGUCUGCACCAGCUUGUGGGUUUGCGACAAGGGCACGGUUCACAAGUUCGAUGGCACUGUGAAUGCUUAUAAGAAGUUGAUCAGUGCUCAAGCCAAUGAGGCCGGAGUAGCUGCUCCGCAUUAAGGUGAGGACCUAGGAUGAUUGAGCCCAGUGAGCUCUAUACGAAGGUACUUAUGCAAUUGGGUUACCAUGCGUGUGUGUAUCUAUGUCUCUAGAUGGCGGAACUUUCGAUCCAGUUGGUUUUGCUCAGCCCGUCUAUUUGUCUAUGAAAGUUCGUACAUACGUAUCACGUAGGUGGUAAUUUACAAAGGACUGCGUUGCUUGAGAGGAAUCAACAAC